AUGAUUGCUAAAAGAAAAAGUUUAUUAAAGAAAGAAUUACAAGAUGUGGCAGAUAAAAUGGUGGAUAAAUUAGUGGCCGACCUAAACAGUUUACGUUUUAUUAGACUUUUUGGUUUUUGUAUAAAUAAUAUACUGGUGAGAAUGUACCAUCAAGGAGUUCACAUUUCUGAACGAGAGUUCCUUGAAGUUCGUAGAGUGGCCAUUCUAGCAGCUGAAAAUUCUCAAUCUCUUAUAAUCCUUCCGUCCCACAAAUCUCAUAUAGAUUAUCUUGUUAUAUCUUAUAUAUUUUUUCGUUUAGGUCUAGCGUUGCCACAUAUUGCUGCUGGUGAUAACCUUGAUAUACCUGUUGUUGGUGGAAUUUUGAGAAGUGGUGGUGCAUUUUUUAUUCGUAGAUCUUGGGGUGAAGAUCAACUUUAUGGUAGUGUUGUAAAAGAGUAUGUGGAAGGAUUGCUGGAACGUGGUCAUAAUAUCGAAUGUUUUAUUGAGGGUACAAGGAGUAGGACUGGAAAACUUUUACCUCCUAAACUUGGCAUUUUGAAAAUAAUUUUAGAUUGUAUAUUAUCUGGAAGGGCAAAAGAUUGUUGGAUUGUGCCAAUGUCAAUUCAAUAUGAUAAAGUGAUUGAAACUGAAUCCUAUGUUAAUGAAUUGUUGGGUAAUCCAAAAGAACGUGAAAGUUUAUGGGGAAUUAUGACAAAUACUAGAUUAUUGCAAUUAAAAUGGGGAAGAAUUGAUGUACGAUUUACUAAACCAUAUUCUCUAACAAAUUUUAUUAAUGAACAAAUUGAACGUAGAAAGUCAUUUAAUCUUCAAACUGAAUCACAAAAAAUAAUUUUACUACAAGCUUUAGGCUAUCAGGUUUUGUCUGAUAUUAACUCGGUUUCAGUUGUUAUGCCUACAGCUUUAGUUGGAACUGUGAUAUUGACUCUUCGUGGACGUGGAGUUGGCAGAAUUGAACUUAUUAGACGUGUUAAUUGGUUGAAAGCUGCAGUUUUAGCUAAAGGUGGACGAGUAGCUGAUUUUGGUGGCAAGACAACUGUAAAUGUUUUAAAAGAUUUAAUAAAAGAACGAAAAGAUUUGUUAGAACCUAUUUUUUAUGCAGAGAAAAGGUUUGAAUUAAGUUUUUAUCGUAAUCAGGUGAUGCAUCUUUUUGUAUCUGAAGCAAUUGUGUCAGCUGCCAUGUACACAAAGAUAAAACAAGGAGGAGCAAAAUCUACACAACGUCUUCACCGUAGUUUACUCUUAAGGGAAGUCUCGUUCCUUUCACAAUUGCUUAAAGUGGAAUUUGUUUAUGAUCCUGAAGGAUAUGUUGAAUUAACAGAAGCUGAAAGAGCUAUAGGACGUGAGAACUAUGAUUUUUAUUGCUUUUUAAUAUGGCCUUUUAUUGAAACAUAUUGGUUAGCUGCUGUCAGUUUAUUCUCCAUGACACCAACAAGUAAUCCUUCCCAAGAAACUUCUAUAACAACAGAUACCAGAACAACAGCAUCUAUAACUUGGUUCAAUGAGAGUGAUUUCCAUAAUAAAUGCCAGAUAUUUGGUAAAACAUUAUAUUAUCAAGGAGAUUUAUCGUAUUUUGAAUCGAUAAACAAAGAAACUUUAAAAAAUGCUUUCAUAAAACUUGAGGAUGAAGAUAUAAUCAGGGUAAAACGUAGUCGCAAUACGAAAAUUAUGACAACAGUAGCAUUGCAUCCUGAUUAUGUGCCUACAAGAAAUAAAGAAGGCGCAAUAGAACCUAAAGGCAAUUUAUGGGAUUUAGUAGAGAGAAUAGGUAAAUUUCGUAGAGAAGGCAAAAAUCGUAGAGACAAUGCUACUGUAAGUUCUAGAGUUUUAAGUUUGGUAGAAAAAGUUGGAACUCCAUCAACGGCUGAUGUGGCAGUUAUGGCACCUAUAAUGAGUAGGCCUGUUAAAAUUGGGAAACCAGAAUCAAAACUUUGA
Molecule: messenger RNA, 1932 nt
Organism: Entrophospora sp. SA101
Lineage: Eukaryota; Fungi; Glomeromycota; Glomeromycetes; Entrophosporales; Entrophosporaceae
Source: the annotation of a GenBank genome assembly